AUGCAUGGGAUGACAGCCGCGGAAAUUUCGCCGGUCGUCAAGCGGCAACAGGUGAUUGACGUCGAGGAUGAGAGCAAGGACUUUUCGAUCCACGACAUGCAAGCCGGCACUUCAGCUCCACUGCCACCACCACCACAACGCUACAAGAAGGGAGAAAUUGUGACGACACCUGGCGGGAUUCGGAAGAAGUUCAAUGGGAAGCAGUGGCGGCGGUUGUGCAGUCGGGAGGGAUGUAAUAAGGAAUCCCAACGUCGCGGCUACUGCUCAAGGCAUCUUUCCUUAAAGAGCAAGCCGGAGCCCCAAGUGUCCUUUCCGGUCAAUCGAUUAUGGGAGCUGGAGGGCUUCCACCAGGAU
Mesorhabditis spiculigera is the source of this 354-nucleotide messenger RNA. The record is from the annotation of a GenBank genome assembly. Lineage: Eukaryota; Metazoa; Nematoda; Chromadorea; Rhabditida; Rhabditidae.